Molecule: messenger RNA, 2460 nt
Organism: Porites evermanni
Lineage: Eukaryota; Metazoa; Cnidaria; Anthozoa; Scleractinia; Poritidae
Source: the annotation of a GenBank genome assembly
AUGAAUCUCACAGAAAUGAAUUUCAUCUGUAUACUUCUCUUCAUGCUCAUUUGCUGGUUCUCCAAGAUGGCUAUGGCAAGUGCCGCCGCAAGUCAAUGUAAGACGGCUUCUUACUCCAUACAAGAUCACGUGCUUAUAAACCACACCAUCAAGACCGGGCCUGCAGAGCUGAUUGAACACUGCAUCUCCCGGUGCAUUAGACAUCUCGGUUGCCAUAGCAGCAACUUUUAUCGGAAGAGCAGAUGGUGUGAACUGAAUGAAAAAACGCACGCUUCUCAUCCUGAAGAUAUGAGACAAGUUCCAUUUACAAACUACAUGGAGAAUACUCUCAGACCUCUCACCUGCGACAACGACUCAGACUGCGGCAGCAGUUUGAUUUGCUUUCUUUCAAAGUGCGAAGGUGAGCUCGAGUUUGGUGACUAGUUGAUCUUACUCGGCUAUACCACAGAAUUUCUUUCCUCUUCUCUGCAACUAAGCCCGAAAGCGGGGACGGCCCGAACAUUCGGCGAGAAGAAGACCUUCGUUUUUCGAGAGUCCUAAGUUGUGGGGGAGGAAAAUGACGUGGGGGCACCAGGGAAGGCGGGAGAGCAAGCAUCCCAAACAGCGGGAGGUUUUACCCGUACCCUCUCGUAUCCCCAAGUUACUUUGAGUUAGAAGCAGAAGGACCACUAUUUAAGAGUCAUAUGCCAUCAAGCGCUCUCACUGCGGAUGAUAAAGUUCCUCUGUUCUGUUUUGUUCCGUUCUGUUCCACCGCUCGGAUAAUUAGUGCUGUUAGUAAACAAACAUUCUCUCUUAAUUGAGUUGCCACACAGAAUAUGGCCUUAUGGUAAAUACCUUGAUUCGAUUACUAUCAUGUUUCGCUGUCUGCCAUUAUUUUAUAUUGUUCACAGUCCAUAUUUGUCAGUCGCACCUUUUUUGAUCACAAGGCUGUUCAUUACGACUGCAGGCGUGUUCAAAUUCUAAGCUAUACUUUAUCGGAAGCAACUCUAAUUCAAAGUCUUUUAAACGUAUUUUUUCUUCUUUAACACAGAAUGUAGCACUGGUGCGUUUGGAAUGGAAAAUAAUGUAUUGCCAAACUCAGCCAUCACAGCUUCAACAGUAUGGCGGACCGUUGGACACGAACCUUGGCUAGCUCGUCUAAAUAAUGUUAAAAAUGGCCACAUGGGAUCCUGGUCGGCGGAUUUGAAUGAAGCUGGCCAGUGGUUACAAAUUGACCUCGGGGAGGAGAGGCUGGUGACAAAACUCGCCACACAGGGGAGGCCUUCCUGGUCCCCUCCUCAAUCGGUAACGUCAUACAAAAAUUCUUGUUGCCGUGAGCAGAGAGGCCAUGUGCCUCGCUUUCAUGUCUUAAAAACACAAUAUAUAAUGUCCCGGAUGGCAGGAACGCCCCCUCCCCAGUAACUGGAGAAAUGACACAUUAAUCAGUCACAUUAAGCAUAAAACCAUUUAUUUCUUUCAGAAAUAAAUCUCCUUUAGUUCAGACAGUGUACAUGUCAAUUGGGAGGAAUACAAGGAAAAUGAUGCUGUGAAGGUAUGUGAUGGUAGAUUUCUUAAGGCUAGUUUUUGCUUAGCUAGCGGAGUAUAGUAGGAGUCGGAGUAGUAAGCGGAGUCGUAACAUCGUUUAAAACCUGUUGAAAAUAAAAAUUCGGACAGGACUCGUAAUCGGAGUUAUCCGAUGAUGCGCGGCGGAAUCGGUAGUGAGAAGAAUCUGAACGUUUCCGUUUUCUUCCGACUCGCUUACCAUAUGUCUCCGUCGCUUACGAUCAAGUGAAACUAUCACAUUGUUCCCACGCUUUGUGUUUGGUUAACGUCUUCCGCUUUUGUUUGCCAAAAGGUUUUGUUUUAAAAUUAACGUUUUCAAACAUCCAGCCGCAUUUAUUUAUUUAAAUUAGUUAAGUAUUUUGUUAGUUAGGUUGUUUAUUUGCCAUUCGCCACUUUAAAACGUAAAGGGAACUGGGUCGAGUUAACUUUCGCAAAGACUUCUGGGACUGUUGCCAGGGACAGGGGAAAAAAUUGGCCAAUAGCUGAUCGGCGCGUCUCCAGUUACGAUCCCGGAAACACUUGCGGUACUUAACAUUUAAUUUCGGCUCCAGUUCCCUUCUUUUUUCUAAUGUCGCGCAAAUUGAAAUAUUGCUUUGGCCUUUCCUAAAAGGUUUCUCUAUUGAGAAUCGACGUCAUGGGUUUGUAUCAAUAAUCUUCCCAAUGCAAUUUACCGUUAACUCUGACUUUAAGAAAAAAUGCUUGUCUGUAAACGUUGUUAUCGAAUGAAUGUAUUUCAAAGUAAUGAAUUGUACACAUUUAUUUCCUUUACAGGUUUUCACGGCAAAUUCUGAUCGCAACACCAUCGUGUCACACGUUCUAACUACAAGGUUUCGGGCAAGAUACGUGGGAUUUGUUGUGUUGACAUGGCAUAACCAUAUAUCUAUGCGAGUGGAGCGUUACGGCUGUUCUGCACCAUAG